AUGGCAGCUGCAGGACUCCAGCUUCUUGGCAUUUUCCUGGCAAGUAUUGGAUUUUUGGGAGACAUCAUUGUCUGUGCCCUGCCGAUGUGGAAAGUGUCUGCUUUCAUCGGGAACAACAUCGUAACGGCACAGGUCUUCUGGGAAGGACUGUGGAUGAACUGCGUGAAGCAGAGUACCGGACAGAUGCAGUGCAAAACCUACGACUCCAUGCUCGCUCUGCCACGAGACCUCCAGGCUGCACGGGCCCUGAUCGUGAUCUCCAUCCUGGCCGCCUGCCUGGGACUGCUGUUCGCCAUCGCCGGGGGGAAGUGCACCAACUGCAUCGAGGAUGAAGCAGCCAAGAGCAAAGUGGCCAUCACAGCUGGCGUGAUCCUCGUCAUCGCUGGGAUCCUGUGCCUCAUCCCUGUGUCCUGGUCUGCUAACGAGGUCAUCAGGAACUUCUACAACCCCAUGAUGAACAACGCACAGAGGCGGGAGCUCGGAACUCAACUUGUUGGUUUUCUCCUGGCAUUCAUUGGCUUUCUUGGAACUAUACUCAUCUGUGCACUGCCGAUGUGGAAGGUGACAGCCUUUGUUGGGGCAAACAUCGUCACUGCUCAGGUCUUUUGGGAGGGUUUGUGGAUGAACUGCGUCAUACAGAGCACAGGCCACUUGCAGUGUAAAGCCUAUGAUUCCCUCCUGGCUCUGCCACCAGACCUGCAGGGGGCCCGGGCCCUGAUCUGCGUCUCUCUCGCUGUCAGCGUGGUGGCCAUUGGGCUCACGGUGGUUGGAGUCCGCUGCACAAACUUCUUUCAUUACGACAGGCUGACCAAAACCAACGUCGGCAUAUCUGGAGGCGUGGUGUUCAUACUCGCAGGGAUCCUGUGCAUCAUUCCCGUCAGCUGGUCGGCUCACACCAUCAUCACAGGAUUUUAUAACCCUGAAGCCAGUGAGGAGAGGAGGGGGGAACUCGGAGCCUCCAUGUAUGUGGGCUGGGUUUCUGGAGCUCUGCUCGUCAUCGGAGGAGGGAUACUGUGUGGUACCUACAGAUUCAGAUGACAAGGUGCAUCCAGAAUGGACAACAUUCUGUCAAGCUUUAAUUCAAGCACUAAUUUUAAUGUUUGAUUCAUUUUUAAAUUGCACUGACAUGUUGCAACAAAACAUGUAACUUAUUGAAGUAAACUGCAUGGGCAGGUCCUGAUGUACAGAGGUUGACUGCAUGAAUGAAAUGACAAUAGUAGAACCCUGGUUUAAUUAACUUGGCUGAAGCCAUUUAUGUGAAUGUAAACUGAAGAAUGAAGUUUCCUCUGAAGAUUUCUGGGUUUAUUUAUUUGUGCAUUUUAACUGGCAUUCAGUGCUGUAAGUUUAAAUGCAACUUUUGUUUUGUUUUGUUGUUUUUUAAGAAUUUAGAUUUUUUUUAAAUUUAUUUUUGUAUGUUUUUCCGCUUAAAGAAUUUCCAUAAACUGUAAUAAAAAUGAAUCAGCCAAGAAAAGCCUAACUAUUAAUAACUGUUUUAUCAAAGAGAAAAUUGAAAAAAAGCUGCCUUCAACUGAUUUAUUUUUUAUUAUCCAUUUUUUCAUUGUUUGUGACACUAACCAGCUGUCGAGUAUGUUUUACCAUGUGAAGAGGACAGAAAUGUUAAUUUUUG
This is a messenger RNA of Cololabis saira (Pacific saury), 1627 nucleotides long. RefSeq names its product claudin d (gene cldnd). Gene Ontology annotation, biological process: cell adhesion; bicellular tight junction assembly. Gene Ontology annotation, molecular function: structural molecule activity. The transcript is spliced from 2 exons. Gene Ontology annotation, cellular component: plasma membrane; bicellular tight junction. The coding region runs from base 1 to 1038 and encodes 345 amino acids. The record is from RefSeq and is a predicted model, not a curated record. Lineage: Eukaryota; Metazoa; Chordata; Actinopteri; Beloniformes; Belonidae.